This is a messenger RNA of Anastrepha obliqua, 735 nucleotides long. RefSeq names its product skin secretory protein xP2-like. NCBI's taxonomy places the organism in Eukaryota, Metazoa, Arthropoda, Insecta, Diptera, Tephritidae. The record is from RefSeq and is a predicted model, not a curated record. The coding region runs from base 1 to 735 and encodes 244 amino acids. The transcript is spliced from 3 exons.
AUGGUAUUCGAAACACGUUUCUACAAUAAGAGUGAUAAUGACAGAGGAUAUUAUUAUAUUCUUAAAUUCUUCCUUGCCGCCUUCGCCGCUGUCCUGGCUUGCGCCAGCGCUGAUGUCUCCGAGCUGGGUUACAGCUACCAGGAACCUGUGUCCUUUGUUCAACCUCAACCUGCCCCCGCUCCAGUAGCUCAGCCUGAUCGCACCUAUGUGCCACCAGCACCUGCGCCAGCUCCAGUCUAUGCACCAGCUCCUGCCCCAGCACCAGCACCAGCUCCAGUUCACUUCCAUGUACCGGCUCCAGCACCAGCUCCAGUCUAUGCACCAGCUCCUGCCCCAGCACCAGUUCACUUCCCAGCACCUGCACCAGCUCCAGUUCACUUCCAUGUACCAACUCCAGCACCAGCUCCAGUUUAUGUGUCAGCUCCUGCACCAGCACCAGCUCCAGUCUAUGCACCAGCUCCAGCUCCAGCACCAGCUCCAGUUUAUGUGCCAGCUCCUGCACCAGCUCCAGCACCGGCCCCAGUUCAUGUACCUGCUCAAACCUACGUGCCAGCUCCCGCUCCCGCUCCAGCACCAGCUCCAGUUCAUGUACCUGCCCAAACCUACGUGCCAGCUCCUGCUCCAGCUCCAGCACCAGCUCCAGUUGUUGCCCCCACUGAGGAAAUCGAAUAUCACGGAGCUGAUGGCUACCGUUACAAGACUGCCCGUCGUCGCGUCUACAGACGUCGUUAUUAA